CUCUGAUUAAUUGCCUUGAUGAAUUUUUGUCUAUUAGAAUUACUUCUUGUUGUGUUCUGUUCAUAUGUUGGCCAUUCCAGUCAAUGCUCGCACUAGCAGCAUGAUGCACAUCAGACUUGCAGUCAGAAUUUUGACCACCAUUUUUAGCUAUUUUGGGGAUCACUUCACUUUUAUACAAGUACAACAAGAAUAACGCGUAGCAAGGAAACAAAAUUGAAAAAGGAAAGCCUCGAAAACGUCUUAUAAGACUUGGCAGUCUCUAAGCUUUUGCUAGAAAAAGUCAUUAUUAUCGUUGACACAAUAAAUAAAGUAGGGAAUAAUGCUCGAGGAUGUUUUAUGGUUGAUGUCAGUGAGAGCAGGCAUUAAUUUGUUAGUACGUUAUAUCAGAUUUAAGCUUUCCUGCUCAAAUAGAUGGCUAAAUAUUUGGGUUACUUGCUACCUGACAUGAGUAGACUCUCAAGAAGCCUCAUUCAACUCAACCUGAGUCCUGCUAGAUCGACUUUAUCAGUUCUCAUACUUGUUUAUGUUGUUGAUUUUACCUAACCAGUUUACUGCUUAAUGUGAUUGACUUGCAUUGAUUUGGAAGUUGGUAUAAGUUGUGUAUCUAAAGUUUCAUUGAAUAAACUAGUCUAGUUGAAAGCAGUAGGUAAUAUGGCUAAUGGCUUGAUACACUCAUGAAUCUAUUAGCUGAAUGCCAUCCAUCUUCCAUCCUUUUUGAGCAUGAUCGACUUGCAUACCGGAUCGUCACACAUCCAUUAUUUUGGGAGUGAGUUAGGUUUGGAGUUCCUGCUGUUGUACUCUUAUCCAUUUUUUAAGGCUUUGUUUAGUUGGUAAGUUCUGAUUGAGAUUUGAGAUCACUCUUUUUUCUCCCUCUUUCUUGAUGUUGAUCAUUUGGUCUGCAUGACUUUGUUUGUGCCUUAGUAUAUUAAUCUAUGCAUGUAAGAAUUACAAAGUCGUAUAUGCAAUUUUUUUAUGCUCUUGCUCACCAGAAUGUUUGCACUAUUAUAGAGGAUAUAAUGAGGUAUAUUGUUCAUGAAUUUCACAUGGGCCACUUGUGUAUAUUUUCUGUAUGCUAGCUUCUUUAGUCCUUCAAAAUGCACUCUUUAUGGAGGUUUGUGUGGACAAAAUUCAUCUAGUAUUCAUCUUCUUUCUUAUCCUCCCGUGGUUGGAAAACUCCAUUGGCCCAUAUUACGUGGUUUGGUCAUCUCCAAUGUAGAUCCUUUGAAUGCAGCAACACCAACUAGAAGAGUGGCUUGUAACAACAAGAGGUCGUUAGGAGAGAUGGAGGUCAACCAAGAUUGUCACGAAGGAAAGUAGCGAAGAGUGAUAUUCGUGAAUGGAAUGUGGCAAGGAUUUGACCCUGGAUGGGUGGAAGGAUGCCAUCCAUGUCUUGGAACCUAGGUGUUCUCAACUUGUGGGGAAAUCAUGGACAUGCGAUUGAUAAAGGAUCAAAAAGGCAACCUAAAGGGGUUUGGCUUUGUACGCUUUGCAACAAAACAGGCUGCUGACAAAGCUUUGAAGGAGUUAUCUGGAUCUAUGCUAGAAGGGAAAAAGAUUGGUGUUCUCCCAUCAGCUGCACAGGAUACAUUAUUUUUGGGGAACCUUAACAAAGGGUGGAGUGCUGAUGAUUUUAACAAGAUUGUCCGGCAGGUUUUUCCGGAUGUUGUUUCCAUUGAUCUUGCGUUGCCCCAAGGUGGUAGUGAGACUGCUUCUGGCAAAAAAAUUAAGAAUCGCGGUUUUGGUUUCGUAAAGUUCUCAUCUCAUGCUACUGCAGCACGUGCAUUUAGGGCUGGUUCGAAGCCAGAUUUUGUUCUUGGUGGUGCUUUGCACCCAUCAGUUCAGUGGGCUGAGGAGGAUACUGAAGCUAAUCCUGAUGAAAUUGCUAAGGUGAAAAUAGCAUUUAUUAGAAACCUACCCUCAAGUACUGAUGAAAGCUUCUUGAAGAAACUCUUUGUGCCCUUCGGGAAGGUAGAGAAAGUGGUGGUGUCCAGCAAGGGCGAUUCUUCAGUUGGAUUUGUCCAUUUUGCUCAACGAUCACACCUUGAUAAUGCCAUAGAGGAACUAAAUGAAAAAAUUGUCCAAGGGCCAAAGGGCAGUCCAUCAUUUAAGCUACAGGUCGAAGUUGCAAGGCCCAUGGAAAAGAAAAGGAAAAGGGUUUAUGAAGAUCCUCAAAGCACUCAGCCCCGUGAGAUUUCAAGUAAAUCGAAACCUCGAAGUUAUGAGCCAGUCUUGAAUUCCUUUGAUGGGCAUGAAGAGACACUUCAAAAGGAACCUUUUGUUGCUGAUCCCUAUGAAGCUGCUGUUCUACUAUUACCAGUGGCUGUCAGAGAGCGGCUACUUCGAAUUUUGCGGCUUGGUAUUGCUACGCGAUAUGAUAUUGAAGUUGAAUCCUUAUCUAAGCUAGCGGAACUACCUGAAUCUACGGCCAUAUCAAUCCUUGAUCAGUUCAUGUUAUCGGGAGCAGAGAAGCAUGACAAGGUAGCAUAUCUUGCGGCACUAAUUUCUAGGUACCAGGUGGAGAAACUCGGAAUGGAUCAACAACUACCCUCGAGUUUGUUGAGAUUAGGGGACACUAAUACUAGGGAGUCAGUGGGCCUCUCUGCUCGGGUGCAUCUUCCAGCCAUUGAUUCUCUUGGCAUGCAUGUUGACCCAAGUGUGUCGUGGUCUGAAAGCUAUGCAUCUCGUUAUUCUUCUUUAUAUUCAGAUCAUCAUCGUCUACCAACCAGCCGUGCAGGUGUUGUAAGAACGGAAGAAAGGAGUCCUUUAAGCUUGCUGGAAUUUCCGGGUUCUUCUACCACUGCUUCUUACAGUCGGUAUUUAGUAAAUUCGCACAUUCCACCAGCUUAUGCAAACAUGGAGGAGAUGAGUCCAAUCCCGUCCCACCGAAUCCCCGGUUCGUCUUCAACACCUUACUCAAAAAUUGCAAAUGAUCCUUACCGAACACCUGGCCCUUCUUUAGCUUAUGCAAAAGGUGGUGCAGAUCCUCCUCACGUUGCAGCGUCCAGUGAUCGUCAACCUACUCGGCCCCAAAUGAGAUUCGACCCAUUUACUGGUCAACCUUACAAGUUUGACCCUUUUACCGGUGAACCCAUUGUUCCGGAAGGGCGCCGUUAGGGAUUUCUGUCUUCCUGUACUAAUCAUGAGACAUUCUUUCUCUAAUGUUAUCUGGCUAAACCAAGUGUCAGAUGUCAGUUGCUGCAGUUGAUGUUAAAUUAUAAGAGAUGUCUGUGAGUGUUAAAAACACCCAGAAUCCAUGUACAUUAAUGGAUUAAUUUACAUUUCCUGCAAC
Molecule: messenger RNA, 3289 nt
Organism: Cynara cardunculus var. scolymus (artichoke)
Lineage: Eukaryota; Viridiplantae; Streptophyta; Magnoliopsida; Asterales; Asteraceae
Exons: 16
Coding region: 1426-3114 (562 amino acids)
Cellular component (GO): nucleus
Molecular function (GO): mRNA binding
Source: RefSeq, a predicted model, not a curated record